AUGUUAUGCAAAACAUGGGAAGUACUGUCACUGCCAAGCAAUACAAAAUGACCCGACAGGCAGAAAUGACCAGGCUUUAUGAUGGCUGUUUGCACUUCCUCUCUCCAGAGGAGAGAGGACGAGGGCUUUUCUGAAAACUAGCACAGAGAAAGGGGGACAGUGGUAAUUCACUGGAGGGAGAGUCACUUAAGAGACACUAUUUGGUGGGAAAUAGUUCAAGGGCUUUGUGGAGGACACAGACAAACAGGAAGGACAUGGUUUUCCAUUGCAAGAACCAGACUAACCAUACACAAUAGCAAUGUGUGUGGGCAUGCGUUGGACAUCACUCCUCACCAGGGUUGGGCAUGGAGGAGACGAUGGUUUGUUCUUCGAAGAGGACGUAUGAGUGGGAAUCCAGAUGUGUUGGAGUACUACCGAAACACAACCUCAAAGAAGCCCAUCCGCACCAUCGACCUGAGAGAGUGUGAGGUUCAGAUGCAGACGGAGCAACGCCUGGUCAAGAGGGAGUUCCAGAACCAGCACCUCUUCGUUAUCAAGACGUCGUCUCGCAUUUUCUACCUGGUGGCCAAGACUGAGGAGGAGAUGAACAGUUGGGUCAGCCAGAUCAGGGAAAUCUGUCACUUUGGACCUCUGAGUCUGGAUGAUGGGACAGAAUCUGAGGAAGUUUUCUCUCACACCCCAAACCCCCAGCAGGUUUCACCAGCUCUCUCCCGAAGUAUGUCAUUCAUUUCCAACCAUGACUUUGUGGCCAAUGGCAACAGCAGAGUGGAGAUGCCGAGCCAGAUGGAACCCAACCAUCCACUGGAUUACCUAUUCCUCUCACAGUGUGAGACAGGGAGGUUCAGCCUCUCUAGAUGCGACAGCUUUUCAAAUUCGGAGAGAUCUCUGGAACAAAAUUCAUCAGACACUACUACUGAAGAUGUCUUCUCUUCACCCCUCGGCACUGAUCCUUCUCCGUCUCCCUUUCCCCAUACUGGCCCAUUUCCGUCCCCCUUCCCUCACACUGGACCAUCUCAGUCUCCCUUUCCCCACAUUAGGACGCAUGACCCCCCUUUCAGCGCACCAUGUGGCCCCACGUCAACCUCAUCCUCUCCUCGAACACUCCAUCGUACACCAGAUGUCUUCCAGUUUGACAAGCCAUACUCUUCUGCCAUAUUGGAGGCAACUAGUGAUGGACUAACUCCCCCUCCUCUACCCCCCAAGCCUGUCCACCUCUCAGAGCACCUCAGAGAUGACGGCUCCCACGGGCCUCUGGCAGGAAUUAGGCAGCAGCUCACAGGCCAACCGGCACUCAUCCCCCGGAGGAUCUCUCUGUCAGGCCUGCCAGACCACUUCAGAAGAGGAGACAUUGAGGGGAGUGCAUUGAGGAGCAGGAACAAAAGGCUUAGUCUCAAUUUGCCACAUUUCAUUGCCACUCAAUGUCCAAACUGCCAUGAGGACUCUUACGUGUCCAUGGCCUCUCCGGGUGUCUGUGUUGGUGAAGAUGUAUCGGACGGCUACAUCCCUAUGAGCCCCACUCCAAUCAGCUUCCUCAAGGCUAAUGGCAAAACAGAGGCCCCUCUCGCUCCCACCCCCCUUCCCAUUGCAGAUCUACCUGGGGAUCUAGAACCACCUCCAAUCAACAGGGAUCUCAAACCACGCAGGAGAGCACGGCCUCCACCACUGGACCUGAGGGGUCUGUCCACUAUCAGAGAAUGUCCGACUCAUAUGCCUUUGAUCAGAACCAUGACAGAGCCAGGAAAUUCACUGCAAGGAACACUGGGAAUUAAAGGAGACCAAGAAGCCAGCAUUCCAGUAGAGUCAAGGCAACAGUUCUCCACUACAAACGAGGGCGCCUCCCAGCAGUGGCUUAGGAGAUCAAACCUUGACUACCUUUCACUGGAUUUCAAUUCCGCAUCCCCCUCUCCUGUGCAAAAGAAGCCCUUACUUACUGAUGAACACAGAGUGGACUAUGUGCAGGUGGAUGAGAAAAAGACUCAGGCCCUGCAGAACACUAAGAUGGAAUGGAAGGAUGUCCGGCAGUCUAAAGUGUAAAUCAGACGGAGAAAAAGUAAGAUGGGAUAAAACACAAAUACUUUCCAUUUCACAUAACAAGUGGAGCAAAUGCAACAUCACAUUAAAUAUAUGUCAUAACAGAUGGUAGCUUAUCUCAAAGAGAGCAAUUCUUCUUUCAUGUAGAAAAUAAAAGCACUUUGAAAUUGAUCAGAUAUAAACAUCUAUGAGAGAAGAAAGUAGACGGUGUUGUCAAAAAAGGUUUAAAUUACUGGUUUGUAGUUUGGGGCAUCAACAUUCACUGUACAAAUAUCACAUCAAAGUUACACUGUGAAUGUCACCUUACCAUGCACUGUGUCACAAUGCUGUUUUUGUAUCAAAUGUUAUGCAAUGAAAAGGACAUUGCUCAUUGCUCAUUAUUUUGCUGUAACAGAUUGUAUGGAUUCUUAAUACACAGGAAUUCAGGGAUUAUGUUUUUAUAUGAACAAUGGUCUGAGUUUGAGAUCAUCUUAAACCAAAUGAACACGUGUCUAAGUGUUAGCCAUGGAAUCCUAAAGACAAACAUGCAUUAAUGCUUCUGCCCAGCAUAUUGCAUUUGUUGUUGUUUUUUUAAGUUCUGAUAUGCCUUCGAUUGGCAGCCAGCAGGAAUAGAGCCAUGCAAUCUGUAGUCAUGCACAUAGGGAGUGAAUGGAGUAGUAUCUAUCAUUCAAAGAACUCAUACAGUAUCAACAGGAUGAAAACAGUACUGUGUUGUUACUGUUUAGCAGAAGGCAGAUUUAUGCAUGCGUGUAACAUACAUCCUUUGUCCCGACCUUGUCCACAUUCUUAUUGUGCCCACAUUUUCAGACAGGUGUAGAUGAUUGAAAGACGCAUUGUGAUCUGAUCUUCUUGACCACUUCUGGAGAUGGUCAAGGACCCACUGUGUUUGGAUAUCUUACAAGUGCAGACGGAUCUGGACAGUGAAAUCAUCAUUAUCCCAUCGUCUAAAACCAUUGACUUAUGGAAUUCAUUUUUUAAAUGUAUUUUACCUAGUAAGUUAACUGAGAACACAUUCUCAUUUACAGUAACAAUAGUUACAGGGGAGAAGAAUGAGACAAUUGGAAGCUUGGGAUGAUUGGGUGGCCAUGAUGGUAUGAUUUCCAGAUUGGGAAUUCAGCCAGGAAACCAGGGUUAACACUCCUACUCGUACAAUAAGUCCACAGGCUCUUUAUUGACCGGAGUCUCAGGACACCUUUUGAACAUCCCAUCCAAAAGACAGCACUCUACACAGGGCAAAGUCCCCAAUCACUGCCCUAGGAUAUAUUUUUAAGACCAGAGGAAAUUGUGCCUCCUACUGGCCCUCCAACACCAUAUGGUCUCCCAUCCAGGGACCAACCCUGCUUAGCUUCAGAGGUAAGCCAGCAGUGGGAUGCAGGGUGGUAUGCUGCCAGGAUCAAUAUGUCUUCAAAUAAAUCUUAUUGUGAAAGAAUGGCUGUCAAAUAGUUUGCAUACGGGGAGGGACCAGGAAAUCUGGUCACAAUGUGGACACUGUGAAUGGAUAUGAGACACAUUUUAAUACCAUGUGUAGACAUAUUUCAGAACAUGUGGGCACAAUAAGAAUGUGGACAAGAUCAGGAAAAAGGACGUAUGUUAGCGCCAGGUAUAAAUAAAGCCAGAUGGUACCGAUGACUCAAACCACAAUAUCCACACCAUCUUGAUAGGUCAAUCUACAGCAGAAAGCACAAAUCACUCAGUGUGCCUAUCCUAAACUUGGUGAGGGUGAAUAACUACCUUACAAUGAACGGUCGGCACACAAAUGUUGGGAAAGCCGCAGUCUUAACUAGAUGUUUCUACAGAUGGAAUUGAACCCAUUAUUUUAGCAUAAGCGGUACCAGCUUCAGGUUGUGUUUUGUUUUAAUGUAUGCUUUAACGUGUCCAUGUAAUGUAUGCAAAGAUGCACAUCUAAUAAUGUUUUCAUGCUUUAAUAAAUCACUUUUAC
Molecule: messenger RNA, 3970 nt
Organism: Oncorhynchus mykiss (rainbow trout)
Lineage: Eukaryota; Metazoa; Chordata; Actinopteri; Salmoniformes; Salmonidae
Gene: gab3
Product: GRB2 associated binding protein 3
Biological process (GO): signal transduction
Cellular component (GO): cytoplasm
Molecular function (GO): signaling adaptor activity
Source: RefSeq, a predicted model, not a curated record